Spea bombifrons (plains spadefoot toad) is the source of this 7722-nucleotide messenger RNA. RefSeq names its product thyroid hormone receptor interactor 12 (gene TRIP12). Gene Ontology annotation, molecular function: ubiquitin protein ligase activity; zinc ion binding. Lineage: Eukaryota; Metazoa; Chordata; Amphibia; Anura; Pelobatidae. Gene Ontology annotation, cellular component: nuclear speck. Bases 363 to 6560 code for a protein of 2065 amino acids. Gene Ontology annotation, biological process: DNA damage response; regulation of double-strand break repair; protein polyubiquitination. The transcript has 41 exons. The record is from RefSeq and is a predicted model, not a curated record.
UCGAGCAGUCGCAAAAGCGUUUGUCGUCAAUCACGGAGCGAGAGAAGGGGCGGUUUUUUUCCUUCACAAAGUAGUUGAAGGGUUACAACAGUCCCACUCGUGGGAUCUGGGACCCUUUUGUAAAGUAGUUCACGGAUGGAUACGUAGCUUGACAGGACUGUAAGGGCCUAUGAAGUAGUUCCGCCGCUUUGGCGGAGAAUUUCUCACUUGUAAAAUAGUGCGCGGAGGGAUCUGGGCCGCGCGGCCUCAGCUGAUCGGCGAGAAGGUGCCGGAGAGAAGCGGAGACACUGGGGGGAGCGUGGCGGAGACAGAGUGAAUGGUAGUAUCUAGAAAGGGUAUGUCCCUUCAGGAGAGAGGUGCCAAUGUCCAGCCGGCUUAAUAACAAUCCAGGGGGGUCACUGCGACGUUCACAGAGGAACACUGCUGGGACCCAGCCGCAAGAGGACACCGCAGGAGGAAGCAACAGGUCUCAGUUAGAUCAGGCAGAACAUAAGACCCCUAACCUUCCCGAGAGCAGAAAAUCUCUUUCUAAGACCCCCAAAGUGCAAUCUAGCACAGCUUCUGGUCAGCCCAGGGCAUACAGCUCUAAAAGGGGCUGUAGCUCAUCUUCUGUUUUAAUACCACAGCCAGAAGAUUCUGAAGGGAUCAGCAUCUCAGAGAGUCAGAGACUUAAAAAAGACAAUUCACGUGGUGUGAAACGCAGCGCCAGCCCUGAUUAUAGCCGUACUAACUCCCCUAGCUCUGUUAAGAAACCCAAAGCACUUCAGCACGCCGAGUCCUCUGCAGGGACGAGGCGACCAAAUAACAAACCUAAGAAGAGACCAGUUGGCCAGGAGCAGCCAACACCACUCACACCAUUGCCAUCUACAAGCAAAGCCCAAGGCAGGAAGGGUGGAGUCCCCGGCACUUCCCCGCUCCACAAAAGGAAAAAGACAGAUAACUCAUCUGGUGUGAAAAUCACUGAGGCCGUUAUAUCGACUGGUGCAGAAGACAGGCCUCCUAAACCUAGCAAGCUGGCUUCAAAAUCGGCCACCUCAGCCAAAGCUGGGUGUAGCACCAUUACCGAUUCUUCUUCUUCUGCCUCCACUUCUUCUUCCUCUUCCUCCACUGUCGCCUCUGUCUCUUCUGCUUUACCUGCAGGUGCCCGAGUGAAACAAGGAAAGGACCAGAGUAAAGCCAGACGCUCCCGUUCUGCUUCCAGCCCAAGUCCACGUAGAAGCAGCCGGGAGAAGGAACAGGCAAAAGCCAGCAGCUCUUCUAAAUUUGACUGGGCGGCUCGAUUCAGCCCUAAAGUUAGCCUCCCAAAAACCAAACUUUCCCUACCUGGGUCUUCCAAGGCUGAAACGUCGAAACCUGGACCCUCAGGAUUACAGGCUAAACUAGCAAUUUUCCAUUUUGUUCCAGAUUUAAGGAAAUCCACGAAAAAGCGCAGCGAGUCUCCACCUGCUGAGCUCCCCAGCCUGCGGCGGAGCACACGCCAAAAGACCACGGGCUCCUGCGCUAGUACCAGUCGGCGAGGCUCUGGCCUGGGCAAGCGAGCAGCAGCUGAAGCUCGCCGACAAGAGAAAAUGGCCGAUCCCGAUAACCAAGAGGGUGCAAAUUCUUCUGCUGCUCGCACGGAUGAGACUGCUCAGGGCGCAGCAGCUUCUAGCUCCGUGGCAGGUGCUGUGGGGAUGACCACGUCGGGAGAAAGCGAGAGCGAUGACUCUGAAAUGGGACGUCUUCAAGCGUUACUGGAGGCACGUGGUCUUCCUCCUCACCUCUUCGGCCCACUUGGACCUCGUAUGUCUCAGCUGUUCCACAGGACCAUCGGUAGUGGCGCAAGCUCCAAGGCACAGCAGCUGCUUCAGGGUCUCCAGGCCACCGACGAGAGUCAGCAGCUCCAGUCGGUCAUUGAGAUGUGCCAGCUGCUGGUCAUGGGAAAUGAGGAGACUUUGGGAGGAUUCCCAGUGAAAAGCGUAGUGCCUGCACUGAUAACACUGUUGCAGAUGGAGCACAAUUUUGACAUUAUGAACCAUGCAUGUCGAGCCUUAACGUACAUGAUGGAAGCACUUCCUCGCUCCUCUGCUGUGGUUGUAGAUGCCAUUCCUGUCUUUCUAGAGAAGCUGCAGGUCAUUCAAUGCAUUGACGUGGCUGAACAGGCUCUCACUGCUCUUGAAAUGCUGUCUCGUCGGCACAGCAAAGCCAUUCUGCAGGCUGGAGGACUUGCUGAUUGCUUAUUGUACCUGGAGUUCUUCAGCAUUAAUGCACAGAGGAACGCUUUAGCCAUAGCAGCCAAUUGCUGCCAGAGCAUCAGUCCAGACGAAUUCCACUUUGUUGCUGAUUCUUUGCCGUUGCUGACCCAGAGAUUAACCCAUCAGGAUAAGAAAUCCGUGGAAAGCACUUGCCUCUGUUUUGCACGACUGGUUGAUAAUUUUCAGCACGAAGAGAAUCUCCUGCAGCAGGUCGCUUCCCGGGACCUGCUCACAAACAUCCAGCAGCUUCUGGUAGUGACGCCGCCGAUCCUGAGCUCGGGCAUGUUCAUCAUGGUGGUCCGCAUGUUCUCUUUGAUGUGUUCCAACUGCCCCACGCUGGCUGUGCAGCUCAUGAAGCAGAAUAUUGCAGAGACCUUGCAUUUCCUUUUGUGUGGAGCCUCAAACGGUAGCUGCCUGGAGCAAAUUGACCUGGUCCCGAGAAGUCCCCAGGAGCUGUAUGAACUCACCUCGCUUAUCUGCGAGCUGAUGCCGUGCUUACCGAAGGAAGGGAUUUUUGCCGUUGAUACGAUGCUUAAGAAGGGAAAUGCCCAGAAUACAGACGGAGCGAUCUGGCAGUGGAGGGAUGACCGUGGCCUCUGGCACCCAUACAGCCGGAUAGACAGCCGCAUUAUCGAGGCAGCCCAUCAGGUUGGUGAGGAUGAAAUAAGUUUGUCUACACUGGGGCGUGUUUAUACUAUUGAUUUUAAUUCUAUGCAGCAAAUCAACGAGGACACCGGAACUGCACGUGCUAUUCAGCGAAAACCUAACCCUUUAGCCAAUGCUAACACUAGUGGACAUUCUGAAUUAAAAAGGGAUGAUGCUAGAGCGCAGCUGAUGAAAGAGGACCCCGAGCUGGCCAAGUCUUUUAUUAAGACGUUAUUUGGAGUGCUUUACGAGGUGUACAGCUCCUCCGCCGGGCCCGCCGUCAGACACAAGUGCCUUAGAGCAAUCCUUAGGAUCAUUUAUUUUGCUGAUGCUGAACUCUUGAAAGAUGUGUUAAAGAACCAUGCAGUGUCAAGCCACAUUGCUUCCAUGCUGUCAAGUCAGGAUCUCAAAAUUGUGGUGGGGGCUCUUCAGAUGGCCGAGAUCUUGAUGCAGAAGCUACCGGACAUAUUUAGUGUGUACUUCAGGAGAGAAGGUGUUAUGCAUCAAGUUAAGAAUCUGGCUGUGUCGGAAACAUUGCUAACAAGCCCACCAAAGGUUUGCACAAAUGGCUCUGGAUCAUUGAGCAGCACCACGGCCAUCAGCGCUGGGACUGGCAGUGUAGCCGGCAAUGCUGCGGCCGACCUGGGCUCUCCCAGUUUACAGCAUCGCGAUGACUCCCUGGACCUCAGCCCACAAGGACGGCUGAGUGAUGUCCUGAAAAGAAAGAGGCUGCCAAAGCGUGGGCCGAGGAGGCCUAAGUGUUCCCCGCCUCGUGACGACGACAAGGUAGACAAUCAGGCGAAAAGCCCCACAACUACACAGUCCCCCAAAUCAUCAUUCCUGUCCAGCUUAAACCCAAAGACCUGGGGCAGGCUAAGCACACAGUCUAACAGCAACAACAUUGAACCUGCGCGUACAGCAGGGGUCAGUGGAUUAGCAAGAACGGCUUCCAAGGAUACGAUCUCCAAUAACAGAGAGCGGAUCCGCGGAUGGAUAAAGGAGCAGGCCCACAAGUUUGUGGAGCGAUAUUUCAGCUCCGAGAAUAUGGAUGGCAGUAAUCCGGCCCUCAAUGUGCUACAGAGACUCUGCAAUGCCACAGAACAGCUCAGUCUCCAAGUGGAUGGUGGAGUGGAGUGCCUUGUAGAAAUCCGGAGCAUAGUGUCGGAGUCCGACGUCUCUUCAUUUGAAAUCCAGCACAGUGGGUUUGUGAAGCAGCUGCUUUUGUACCUCACUUCAAAAAAUGAAAAGGACAUUGUAAGCCGUGAUGUUCGUCUCAAGAGAUUCCUGCAUGUUUUCUAUUGUACGCCUCUCCCCGGAGAGGAGGCAAUUGGGAGAGUCGAGCCGAUAGAAAACGGUCACUUGCUGUCACUCAUUCACAAGAUGAAUAACUGUCUAAGUCAGAUGGAGCAGUUCCCUGUCAAGGUGCACGACUUCCCAAGCGGAAAUGGCACAGGGAGCCGAGGAUCCCAAGCGCUAAAGUUCUUCAAUACUCAUCAGCUGAAGUGCCAGCUACAGAGACACCCAGACUGCACCAAUGUCAAGCAAUGGAAGGGGGGUCCGGUUAAAAUAGACCCACUGGCCCUUGUACAAGCAAUCGAGAGAUAUUUAGUUGUCAGAGGGUAUGGCAGAGUGAGAGAGGAUGAUGAGGACAGUGACGAUGAUGGCUCUGAUGAAGAAAUUGAUGAGUCUUUGGCUGCUCAGUUCUUAAAUUCUGGGAACGUCCGGCAUAGACUACAGUUUUACAUCGGAGAUCACCUACUUCCUUACAACAUGACUGUAUACCAGGCUGUGCGUCAGUACAGCAUACAGACGGAGGAAGAGCGCGAGUCCACGGACGACGAGAGUAAUCCCCUGGGUAGAGCUGGCAUCUGGACCAAGACCCACACAAUAUGGUAUAAGCCUGUCAGAGAGGAGGAAGAGAGCACAAAGGACGCUGUGGGGGGAAAGCGAGGUCGUGCCCAGACCGCGCCAACCAAAACAUCACCAAGGAAUUCAAAGAAACACGACGAGUUGUGGCACGAUGGAAUGUGCCCAAAAGUUACAAAUCCUUUAGAGGCAUACCUCCUCUCAUCACCUCCUGAAAACAUCACUUUUGAAGAUCCCUCUUUAGAUGUGGUGAUCCUCCUGCGGGUGCUCCAUGCCAUCAGUAGAUAUUGGUAUUAUCUGUACGAUAACGCAGCCUGCAAAGAAAUAGUACAAACUGGUGAGUUUAUCAACAGCAAGCUGACUGCAAAGGCCAACCGGCAGCUGCAGGACCCUCUGGUCAUCAUGACGGGAAACAUUCCUACCUGGCUGACGGAGCUUGGUAAAAGCUGUCCAUUUUUCUUCCCGUUUGAUACGCGGCAAAUGCUAUUCUACGUGACUGCAUUUGAUAGGGAUCGGGCUAUGCAAAGACUGUUGGACACGAACCCCGAGAUCAACCAGUCGGACUCUCAGGACAGUAGAGUGGCUCCGAGACUGGACAGGAAAAAGCGCACUGUGAACAGAGAGGAGCUUUUGAAGCAGGCAGAAUCUGUGAUGCAAGAUCUGGGGAGUUCUCGGGCCAUGUUGGAGAUCCAGUAUGAGAAUGAAGUUGGAACAGGGCUCGGGCCCACUUUGGAGUUUUAUGCACUUGUAUCUCAGGAAUUACAAAGAGCCGACCUUGGCUUGUGGCGAGGUGAAGAAGUAACACUUCCCAAUCCAAAAGGAAAUCAAGAAGGGACCAAGUACAUCCACAGUCUGCAAGGUCUGUUCGCUCUUCCUUUUGGUAGGACGGCAAAGCCAGCACAUAUUGCUAAAGUCAAGAUGAAGUUCAGAUUCCUUGGCAAAUUGAUGGCCAAAGCAAUCAUGGACUUUAGACUGGUGGACAUUCCUCUUGGGCUCCCGUUCUACAAGUGGAUGUUACGGCAGGAAGCCUCCCUGGCUUCUCAUGACCUGGUAAACAUUGAUCCAGUUGUUGCCAAGUCUGUAUAUCACCUGGAAGAUAUAGUGAGACAGAAAAAGAUGCUGGAGCACGAUAAAGCACUGACCAAAGAAAGUCUGCAGUUUGCACUUGAGAGUCUGAAUAUGAAUGGCUGCUCGAUUGAAGACCUAGGAUUAGACUUUACGCUGCCUGGAUUCCCUAACAUUGAGCUAAAGAAAGGAGGGAAGGAUGUUCCUGUGACCAUUCACAAUCUGGAGGAGUAUGUGCGGCUUGUAAUAUACUGGGCGCUGAUUGAAGGGGUUUCCAGACAGUUUGACUCUUUCAGAGAUGGCUUUGAAUCGGUCUUCCCACUUAAUCACCUUCAGUAUUUCUAUCCAGAAGAGUUGGAUCAGCUCUUGUGUGGCAGUAAAGCUGAUCCUUGGGAUGUAAAGACUCUGAUGGAGUGCUGCAGACCAGACCAUGGAUACACGCAUGACAGCCGCGCCGUGAAGUUUCUCUUUGAGAUCCUCAGCAGUUUUGACAGUGAGCAGCAAAGGCUGUUCUUGCAGUUCGUCACCGGCAGCCCCAGACUUCCAGUCGGAGGUUUCCGAAGCCUGAACCCUCCGCUGACGAUAGUCCGCAAGACUUUUGAAUCCACCGAAAACCCGGACGAAUUCCUCCCCUCCGUUAUGACCUGCGUCAACUACCUAAAACUGCCAGACUAUUCUAGCAUUGACAUUAUGCGUGAGAAACUGUUAAUAGCCGCACGCGAAGGACAGCAGUCAUUCCACCUAUCCUGAUCCCGAGGAGUUUACCACAAAGCCCACCUGAACGAUUAACAAAUCAUGAUUUCUUUUCUUAAUGUAUCACCAGAGUCGAGGCAGCGUGUUACGCCUUAUUGUAGAGAAACCCAAUGCAGAUUUCAAACACAAAAAGACAAACACAAGACCCAAUAAAACAGCCCUUGGACAUCUCACACCGAUCAGGCUUGGAAGAUUUGUGGCGCAAGUUGGUUUAGACCGUUUUUGUUUUUUUUUUUCUUUUUUCCUUUUUGCUUAAAUUAUCCUUUAUUUGAAGAGUGGAAUUUUAAAAUGCUUUGCAGUGUGAAUACAAAUGAGGAGUAUGUAAAACAAAAAAAAAUUAAAACGGGGGGGAAAAAAAGGAACGUGUUGGAGCUUUAAUUGAUGCAAUUAAAAACAAACAAAAAAAAAAAAAAUUCACUAUGUAUCCAUUUAGUUAAUAUAUGCAGGUCACCUACCUCUGCCACCUGUCCCCUAUCCAGGUACAGUUUUGGCUCAGAAAUGGAGACUCGCAAAAAAAAAAAACUUUGGGGGAAAAAUUACAAAGUUACGCAUAUAUUUCUCCUGUGCAUCACUGUUUCUAACCCUGAUUUCUAACAUGCGUGUGCAGUCUGAUAACGUGCCCCUCAUACUUAGUUUGUUUUAGGAGUCGGAGGGCAGAUCACAGGCCGCUGUUUCCAACUGAACAGCCAAUCGUGGCGUUGGAAUCGGCAAAACUGUGGAGGCCCUGUUGGUUGAUUGUUUAUAAUGGCCUUUUUACACAUCCUUAAAACUGUUUACACAGUAUAUAUAAAGCGCUGAGUGAUGUUUGUUUCUUCUUCUUCUCUUUGAUUUAAUAUUGUAAAAGAAAAAAAAACGGCUGGACUGUAUUUAUCCCAAUACAGCCACAGCAUUUCAAGUUAUUGUACAUUUUAAAUCCUAUUCAGAUACAGUUUAAUUCUCUGUUUAAAGUAAUUUCUUUCCUCUUCAGUUUUUUUAUAUAUAUAUAUAAUUUUUCUGGUUGUAGUUUGGGGGGAGUAAAGAGUUGGAGAUGUUUUGACACAUGAAAGCAGCUGUUCUACAUGUUCUGUUCUAUGUGCUGAUUUCUCAGAUCUGCAAUAAUCUACUUCAUCAGGUUCAUGUUUUUACCUGAAUAUAAAUAAAACCGAAAAAGUUUGCUUCA